This is a messenger RNA of Pieris rapae (cabbage white), 7191 nucleotides long. Its product is annotated as rhoGEF domain-containing protein gxcI. Lineage: Eukaryota; Metazoa; Arthropoda; Insecta; Lepidoptera; Pieridae. The coding region runs from base 409 to 4038 and encodes 1209 amino acids. The transcript has 23 exons. Gene Ontology annotation, biological process: endothelial cell migration; Rho protein signal transduction. Gene Ontology annotation, molecular function: guanyl-nucleotide exchange factor activity. Gene Ontology annotation, cellular component: plasma membrane; axon; endocytic vesicle. The record is from RefSeq and is a predicted model, not a curated record.
GAUUUUAAACGCAGUGUUUAAAAAGUUAAUUUAAAUAUUAUUUGCUUAACAUUUGUUUUACAAUGUGGCGGCGAGUUUUUUAAAUAACAAUUCAAUAAUUCAAGUGCGAGAAGAGAAUAAAACGCAGUAAAAUAAUACGGUGUAUCGGUUGUGGACGUUCUCACAUACUGAUUUACGUUUUUAUACCUGGCGACAAUCAAACGCUCAAUUUUCUUCGCUUUCUGUUUGAUAGUGUUAUCGUUAUAUUAUGUUUCCUUCACUACGAUAAAAUAAGUUCUGCUUGUGUAACGUGAAUCGAGCUAGUGAUAAAAAUCUUCCCAAUGGGUUGUGGUUAUAAUCAUUAUCGUGUAUUCUUGACCUAGAUGUGUCGGUGUUUUUUACGUGAAAUUAAAAUAAAAGUAAUUGACUAUGGAUAGGCUCAAGCAGAAACUAAGAAAAUCUUCAAAUGCGAAGGAAAAAUACGUGGCAGACGUCAUGUGUAUAAAAGAAAAUAUAAAAAUCAGGGAAAUAUUACGAAAUGUAAAAAUGAAUAGCAGUAUGCGUCUAAAGGCACCCACUGGGAGCAAAGUGAUGAAUAACACGGAUUACAGUGACAGUGAAGAUUUUGACGGUAGACUAAAGAAUGAGAACGAGAUCUUCCAACCGCCAUACGCUAUGAACCACGAUGUAAUUUUGUUAUAUCCAGAGUACGCGAGCGCCCCCAGUAAUUUAAAUGAACCAACUAAUCACGAAUCACAUCGGACAUUGGAAAGAUUAAGAAGUAAUUCCGAAGCAAAUUUAUCAAAUAGUUUAAAAAAUGUAUGCCAUUUCGAGAACAAUAAACUGGUUAAACUAGAACCAGUUAAACGUAGCGAGUCUAUGAUUCCUGAUACAAGAUGUAUUAGUGAAAUUUUACACACUUCCCUACGGACCAGGAAGAUGUCGCUAGACCAAUCGGUUUUAGAUCGACGAUUCACCCAAUCAGAAUUAGAUUUACACAGUGUUGGUAAACUGCCGUUGGAACGAAAAUCGUCCUUUUUCAGAAAAAAGAUGGGCAGCUUCUUUAGGAACACAGCACAUUUAUUUAAAAAAAAGUCUUUAAUGAACAAUAAUUCGACGACGUCUUUGCAGUUCCUGGAUGAAAAUGAUUUAGGAAACGAUGAAGAAAUUGAAAAGGACUAUUCGCAAUUACCCAGCCCUAUAGCUGGUUGCAAAAGUGAGACCAGUUUGAUAUCGGAUUCUACGGUCACCAGUACAUCAAGCAAUGCAGUACAAAAAGACCAAUCUUUAAACAUGAGUCCAGAAAAUAGCACGUCCACUGUCUCCACUCAAAAUAUGUCUAAUAGUAUCCUUAGUUUAAAUGAAGAAUACAUUCAAGAAGCGAUGUUGACGCCGAGGGCAAUUUCUAUGAGUUCUGGCUUGGAUAGCACUAGCGACAGAUGCGGCAGGAAAUUUAAAGCUAACAGAGUUACGUGGCUGGCCAGCGAGGGAUUAACUAAUUAUUUCAGGCGUGUUAUUCAAGAUGAGAAAAGUAAAGAAAAACAUAAGACUUUUCAUUCACAUCAAGAUUUUUCCAGUAUACCAGAAAACGAAUCCUACGUUUCGAGUCUGAAUAUGGGCCGAAGGCUCUCCUACCAACGGGCUGUUUUCGGAGAGGAUCCGGUGUCAUCAAUAAAGUAUCAAGAUUCUUUAACCAGGCGAAAACAUAUCAGUAAUGAUAAGAUACAGGCUCACCUGGAGCUACAGAACCACUUAGCCGAGUUUUCGAAUAGCGGCGUGCCGUCCUUACAAGGUUUCAUCCCAGCAGCCAUUCCAGAAAACUCGUUCUCCUAUCUGAUGUGGUCAGAGCAAUCAGGAAAUCUUGAACUAGCUUGCGAUUGGAAAACUUUGGAUGAAAAUGAGCAAAAGAAGCAAGCCGUUGUUCGGGAGUUGGUUGAGACAGAAGCUAACUAUAUUCAACACUUGAUGGUGAUCGUUGAGGUAUUUAUUGCCGCGGCACACUCACUUCAGGACAGCGGUAAAAUGCUCGAUGUUGACACAGCAAAGUUAUUUUCAAAUAUACCCGAUUUGCUUAACGCAAAUUUAGUAUUUUGGAACAUAACAUUCUAUCCUAUGGUUAAAGAUGCCGUGGAAAACAAAACUCCUUAUAAGGUCGAAUUAAUGGCUGACGGAUUUAGUCAUUUUCACGAGAUCUUUCAGCCAUAUGAAAAAUAUAUGAGUGAACAGGCCAAAAUGAUGACAUAUUUGAGAUUUAUGCAAAACGACCCGGAAUUUUCCCUGUACCUUAAUUGGUGCUAUACGAACAAAUCAUGUAACAGACUUCAAUUAUCCGACUUACUUGUUAAGCCUAUGCAACGGCUUACAAAGUAUAGUCUUAUACUUCGUCGAGUCGUUGCAUACGCUAAAACAAAUGAAGAAUCUGUUACACUAAAGUCUAUGGAAAAUUUCGUUAGGGGUUACGUGAUUGACUUAAAUCGGUCUAUGCGUCAACGUGAUGAAUUAGAGAAACUUGAUGAGAUUUUAAACUCUGUUGAGCCGUACGAAUUGGAAUUUAAAGAUGAGGAAAUGGAACGUGCUUUCAGGACAUAUUGCUCGUUAAACUUAAAAACAACCGUACAAAAUUCAACUGAAUUGCCUUUGCGCAAUUUAGUAUACGAGUGUAACUUGCGAUUUAAGGAUAACAUAGGAAAGGAGAGUGAAAUAAAACUAUUUCUUUUGACGGACGUGAUGUUAAUUUGUAAGAAACAGUCGAAAGGGAGUGCAUUGCCUUAUAAAAUGAUAAGACCCAAAAUAUUUUUGGAAAGACUUGUAUCUUGGCAUAAAUCAGCAAAAAGCCAGAGCCAAUCAAAUAGUCUCAUUUAUGUAAUUGUGGACGAAACUAAUUCAGCAAUUGGAUGUUUUACGCUAAGCGAAUCUACGAAAGAUUCCACUCCAUCACAAACACUUAAGACUUUAGAAAUAAAAAUUAAAGAAGCUCGACUUUCCCACUCAUUAUUAAUUUGGGCAGCCUUAAAUCCAUCACGCGACCUAAGUGAGAUAGAAUCAAGUGAUACAUGUACUAUGAAGGUGAAGAAUGCUGAAGAUAUAGCUAUUGAGAACGAAGCUCGUGAAAGAGUUGCGUGCAUGUUACACCGAGGCAUGGGCGUGUCGACUGAUGAGUGUUCACAAUCAUUCACCACCGAUUCCAACGAGGAUUUUGGAAAGCGAUUUGUUUUAGCUGCCGGGGAUGUUGCCAGUUAUAGCCGAAUUGGCAAUCAGAGACACUAUAUGCAUCGGUUAUCAACAGCCAGCUCACGACAAUCUCGUUUGUCCAGUUUCCAGCAAUCACUCAGUGCCACUUCCCGGGACGAACCGCACCCGGGGCCAAGCAAAAUCAUAAACCGAGCAGGCGGCUCCCUUGAACAGCCGGUUACGUCAAUCACAGUAAAUUUGGUCAGUGAGACAGAAACACCAACGGAGCAGGAACCUUUGGUAGCGGAUGGGUUAACGCUCCAUGUUACGCCAGCGCCCGAGUCGCCACACUCCUUGUCACCCCACUCGAACAAUGUUUCCGUUUUGAGCAGCCAUCCGGAUCUUAAUCCAAACGCAAUUACUCUUACUCUAAGAGCUCCGUCAGCUUCCGAGAGACUAUAUCAAUCACACCAGGAACUUCUACAGCGCAACCGUUUAGCAGCAUCACAAUCUUCUCAGUUUUUAAGUCCUGACCAUCGUGGAAGUAGUUAUCCACCCCCAAGUCCUACAAGGGCGUCAUUAAAACGGGGGUUAGCAUUCUCUUACUCAUUCAAAAAUCCGCCUUUGAGCAAGAUGGGGAAUGUCCAUAGUCAGUCGCAUGUGGACGCCGCAAUGUAUGCAAGUCAGGGUCAUUUGGAAAGACAGCCAAGUCCUAGUACAGUCGAAAAAAGCGACAAAAAACAUAAAGAUUUGACAACCAGAAACAAGGCAACUUCAAUCACAGAUCCUGAAGAAUCAGCAGUCAGCUCUACUGUACCUACUUACCCCUCUGUUCAAGAAAAUAUUAGUGAGAAUGAAACACACAGAGGGGAUGAUGGGAGUAGAUGAGAUUUAGCGGGGGAGAAAUCCUCCUGAUGUUGGUGUUGUUAGGCGAUUGACGCUUAAGUUGGUACGAGAGAAACGAGGUGUAAUGAUUGAUGUGAAUUCCAGCUUAGUAAAUAGGGAAAUCGUUUGCAAGUCUAUGAAUUAUUAGGUUACGCUACAGCCUCUAUUGAAAACAAAACUGCAGUAUGCCCUUAUUAUUAAAAACUAAAUCAGUACUAGUCGAUAAUAAUACCGUACUAGUCGAUAUCGUAUUAACCAGAGUAUUAUUUUGUCUCUUUCUAACAAAUUUUGUUUAUGCUGUGAUGAAAAGAGACGGACGAGUCCUCUAGUUCAAACUCUAUUAGAUCGGUUUAUUUUUUAUAAAUAUUGCUAACAUCUUUUUCGAUUAAAGUGUUUUAUACAUACUGGAAACGAGGCAGCAUAUCCAUACUAUGUAUGUAGUACGUUUCAUUGGAAUUAUAUCAAUUUUCAAGUAGUCGAAUGAAGUAUAAAAGAUCUAAUAGUGAAUUAGGUAAGUCAUUGAAAAGACGUUUUUUAAAUUAUAAACUAGUUUAUGUAUUAUACGUGAUUUUAGGCAAUUAACUUUUAACUAAGAAAAACUGUGCCAAAUCGCUUAUAGUGCCAGAGGGUUUUUAAAUAGAUCUUAAGGUAGGUAUAUCGUAUUAAUGUGAAUAGUCACUGUAAUUGUUAUUAAAUAUUAAAUUGUUAGCAUAUACAUUGCAUUAAAACAUAGUAGGUGUCCAGUGCGAUCAAAUUAACUUUAAUCAACGUUUCAUAAAUUAUUAUAGGAUAUUAUGUAUAUAAUAUUGUCGUAGAUUAAUGUAAUUAGAAUUAUUGUUACAAUUGUAUGAAUACUUAUAUAUAAUGAACUGAAGUUCUGGUAUAAGCGAAGUAGUUUAAUCCGUAUUUUGUGGUUUUAUUAAAUAUGUAAUACUCUCGUAAUCCAAAUCAAUAUUGGAGUGUAAGAUUCAAAAGCUUUUGGUAAUACAAUUAUGGCUUUAGUAUGCAUUCACAGUAUGCAAUGUGAUAAAAAAAGUUUAUUUAUUUAGGGCCUGUUUCACAAUGUAUGGAUAAAGUGUCAAAUAGCUAUGCAAAACAUAAACUAUUCGAAAGAUAAAAGUUCCAAAUAAGAUACUUCGAAUUUCAUGACGUAUAGCGCUAUCUGACAGUCGUGAAACGCAAAAAUACUAUUUAUCAUACCUAUAAGUAACAGAUAGCUUAUUUGGAACUUAUCCGGACAUUGUGAAACAGGCCCUUAGACUUGUAUGUAAACUGUCAAAUAGUGUUAAAAUAAAUUUCAUGACAAUUAUAUAAUUAGUCAACGUAAUCAUUGUGAAUAAACUCAUCUAUUAAAUAUAAGAUGUACAUCAUUAAUAUUUCAUUAACAACAACAAAAAUAGUCUAAAAGGUGUUCAGGUUCUAAGCAUAUAAUAACUAAACAAAAUAAAAAAAAGUUAUUAUAUGUACAGUAAAGCGGGAUAAAAAUAAAUUAACAUGAACAAAUUUUCAUUCAAAUCAAAAUCACUAAUGUUAAACUCAUGUUUAACUAACCAUCCAUGUCUUCAUCAAGUAUUAUUUUAUAUUAUAUAUAUAAAUUUUAAAUGUACGUAUAACGUACAUAAAAGAAAGACAUAUAGUGAAAAUACUUAUACGAAGCUUUAAGGAAUUAAUUAACUGGCCUUUGACCCGAUAGUGAGAAUUGAGAUGUAAAUAUAUGGGUUACUUCGAGUUGGACUUACUUUAUAGUUAGACAGUAAUUUAAAUACACUAGGUGAUAAUAUAAUUAAUUGUACGCAUUGUAUAAUGCACCAUUUUAUCGAAUACUUCUUGUCUUAACUGUCCUUGCCCGCGAGUUUUGUACUCUCUUCUUUGAGAUACCGUGUUAAGCGAACUCAACAUGUAUAAUUAAAAUAGGCCCUUUUAAAUCGCUAAUGAAGUCGAAUACUUUUUGAAUAUCAUUCAAUAGAACCAUUUUUAUUAACAAUAAGUAUGGACCAAUGUUUAUAGGGUAUAUAUAAAAUUUUACAAAUCAAUAAAUUUCAUGAAAACGGUUGUGACAAUUUGAUACGAUACAUUUAAUACUCGUCUUCAUAAGAAUUAUCUGAUCUUACAUUACUUCACAUAUAUGUAAAUGCAUUGGUACAUUAUCACCAUACAGUCCCAACAUUGUGUGGGUACACAAUGUAAAAUCCGUUACUGUCGCUAACUUAGGAUAGCGCGAUAAAAUAAUUCAAUACUAAAGUUGACAUACCUAUAUUUGAACUUCUGGCUUGCAGGCGAUGACGACGAUACAGGCAAUCUUUAUACUGUAUUUGUUCAUUGUGCUGCUAAUACCAAACCAUAUGUAUGACAGCUGCGGAUUAUAUUAUGUAGAAGCGUAAUGCAGGUUAAAUAAAAUUAUUCAGUUUUCGAUCAAACUUCGAACCUCAUUUAUGCCGUGAUGAACUAAUUACGUAAUAUUCAUAAUAGUAAGAUUUGCUGUUAAUAUUAUUAAUGAUUGUGGUUUUAAACGCGUGUGUUUCUUCGUAAACAGAAAUUAAGUAUUUACAUUUUAAGUGUCAUUUGAAUGGAUAAUCGUUUCAGAAUUUUGAACAGCACAAUUUUGCGUGUUGAUGUUGCUUCUUCUGUUUACGUCUAGUUGAUCUCAUAAUAUACGUUUCAUAUAUAAAUAAUAUUGCUUAUAUUAGCCGAGCUAAGUACUGCAACAUUAGUAAAACUUCUGGAUAUUGGAAAAUAAACAAAAAUUCAUAGGAUUUUUACGGCAAUGCUUGCUAUAUGAUACAUGUAAUACUUAAUACAUACUAUAAAUAAAUGUUAUUACCGUUAGCAUUUUUAAUGUUUUUGUUAUCCGUAAUGGUAAUUCGUGUAUAAGCUUUGUGAAUUCGGAUGUUCCAUAGCUAUUUUGUAUUCAUUCUUUUCGCUAAAUAUAUUUGUAUGUAUUUUUUUCUGUUAAGAUUAAUUGAUGUUGAGAUUUUAUUAAAAUGGUGAAGUAUUUGGUCUAUAUGACAUUACAUGUCAUUAGACAUUUGUGUAGUAAAACCAUUAAACGGGCAUAAAUUAUUUAAAUAGAUUGUUUUAGUCAAAAGUAAAGAGCAUUUACGUGUUGUGACUUAUCAAUAGUGAAAACAUUAAUAAACAGUUUGUUUUGUAUGGUAU